Anastrepha obliqua is the source of this 2733-nucleotide messenger RNA. RefSeq names its product phosphopantothenate--cysteine ligase (gene Ppcs). The transcript has 6 exons. Gene Ontology annotation, biological process: coenzyme A biosynthetic process. The coding region runs from base 704 to 1648 and encodes 314 amino acids. Gene Ontology annotation, molecular function: phosphopantothenate--cysteine ligase activity. Lineage: Eukaryota; Metazoa; Arthropoda; Insecta; Diptera; Tephritidae. The record is from RefSeq and is a predicted model, not a curated record. Gene Ontology annotation, cellular component: nucleus; cytoplasm.
UUGUUGCUUUGCACAGGUUGGUUUUACAGUGCGCUUGUGUGAUUUUCGUCAAAAUUUCUGUUGGACAUUGAAUUGGUAAAUGAACGUGAAAUAUAAUCAGAGUUUUUCCGAUCACAUCGCGGUUCGAACGUAAAGUAGUUUGAAGGUUAUUGCGCCGGAAUUAUAUUCACAAUUUAAUAACGAAAAUAAAAGUGAAAUAGUCUCUUCGUUGCUGUGUUUGUGUGUGUUUGGUGCGGAGAGUUAGUUCAAGAACAGUGACUGCUGAUAUUAAAGUUCACAUGCGAAUUGGUGAAAUAUAAUACAAAAAUUCGUGCACAUAUUCAUAUGUACUCGUAUAUGAUUUGUGAAGUAUUUAUAUUGAAAUAAUUAUCCUAAUUUUAUUAGCAAUCAUUUACGCGUUGUAUGUUAAGCAAAAAGUUCCUUUAUUUCCGCUCACACAGUUUAAAUCGAAGAACUACUCGCUGCAACUCGCAUAAGGAUAAUAUCGUUAAAGUUUAAUUUCCGGCAAAGAGCUUGGAAGUGAAUGAGUUUACGUUAUAUUCCUUUCAAUAAAAAUCUAAAUACAAAGCAAGUAACUCACUUUAAUAAAAAAUAACUAUUUGCUACGCAAACAUUGUUGCUGCUAUAAUAUCCGUACAAUUCUCUAUCAACUAAGCUCGCAAUUCGUCGCACAGUUUAUAUCCUUACUAAAUAUAUUUUCAUCAUGACGCAUUGGGAAGACUUUUAUAAUACUCAUUUACCACCAACCGAUUUCGAGGAUAAUCGUUCGCUAUUGAAAGAGUUUUGUGAACGACACAAUAAAUUGCAGAACCGCAUCGUCCUUAUAACGUCAGGUGGCACCACAGUACCUCUGGAGCACAAUACCGUACGCUUUGUAGACAAUUUCAGUGCGGGCACACGGGGCUCAGCGUCCGCUGAAUAUUUCCUGGACAAUGAUUAUGCCGUGAUAUUUAUGUAUCGCGUCAAGUCGCUAGAACCCUUUACACGUCACUUUACCGGCCAACAAUUCUUCGAUAUGCUCGACAUAACGGAUAAUGGACAGAGUACAUCGAUAACGGUGAAACCGGAUUCAGUUGAUGUUUUCGCACCAAUACUGGCCAAAUAUAAACAAGCGCGCGAAUCCCAAAUGAUAUUGUAUGUUAGCUUUAACACAGUAGCGGAUUACUUGUGGCUGUUGCGCGCCGCGUGUGAAUGUCUGGCGGCAUUCGAGGAGAGGGCAUUGUUGUACUUGGCAGCGGCGGUGUCGGAUUUCUACAUUCCUCAAGAUAUGAUGCCUACUCACAAAAUACAGUCUGGUCAAGGUGCUCCGACGAUUUCAUUGCAGUUGGUGCCAAAAAUGUUGGCUCCGUUGGCAAGCCUAUGGGUGCCUCAUGCAUUUGUUGUCUCUUUCAAAUUGGAAACUGACGAGAAUUUAUUGAUUACGAAGGCUCGCGACAGUUUAUACAAAUAUAAUCAUAAGAUGGUUAUUGCGAAUAUUCUACAGACGCGCAAACAUCGCGUUGUUUUUGUCACGCCAACCAUGUCCUACGAGGUGCAUCUGAGCAGAGAGCAAGCGCUGCAAGGACUUGAAAUUGAGGAACCAAUUGUUGCCGAUCUGGCGAAAAGGCACAAUGAAUACAUAAACGGCGCUUCGAUGAAUCGGCAAUGACCACAGUCGGUACGACAAAGACGUCACACGCAAGUCGAUUGUCGCGUGACAACACCACAUUUUUGUCGCUUAUUGAAUCCAGGACCAGGCGUCGGACGCAAAUAUUAAUUUAAGGUAAAUGUGUAUAGAUUAUAAGUAAGGAAAAUAAGGAAAGUAAUUACAUGAAUAUUGAAAUGUGUCGAUUGGGGUAAAAUAUAUCACAGUUAGUUAGUAAGAAUACAAUAAGAAUUAUGCAACUAAUUAAAUACAUAGUUUUUAUACUAUAAGCAUAUUGAAAACAAACAAACAGUGUAAGCUUCAACUUUUAUAUACUUAUACAUACAUACAUGUAAAGUCCAUAUCUGAGUCCCUAAAAUACCUCCUAAUAGUAUAUAUAGUACAAUUAAUUUAUGUCGUUGUUUAUGUUUUUUUUCUAACUGCCCUUAUGUCGUUCUAUUUUUGGAAAUAUAAAAGUGGAAACACGCAAAUUUAUUUAAUUGUAGAACUCAUAUUUUAUAAAUGUUUACUAAAGUGUAGAUGUGUGGAGGUUGGGAUAAUUUAUAUUUCUAGUUGAUACAAAGAGGGAGAAAUAUAUACAUAUAUAGUAAGGGGAAAGUAGCAAUUUAUCUUAUCAGGUGUCAGUGAUUAUUUAAGUAAUUAAAAUAGCUUAGCACAUUUAAUUAAAAUAUUUAAUAAAGUUUGUUUAUUUUUGUGGCUAUUAAUAAGUUUUGCUCUAUUCAUUAACAUUGGAAUUACAUACAUACAUACAUAUGUACAGAGAGUCAGAAGUUCUACGUAUAUUCUACUUUUAGCAUGAACCGAUGGUUGAUGGUCGAUGCAUGAAACGUUUGGUAUCACUUCCACGUGUAUCUGAAAAAAAUAACAUGUUACAAAUAAUUGCUGUGAAAGAUUUGCAUCAUCCUUGAAUCAUCAGUGAACAAGCAAAGGAGGGUACAUUUUUUUGGGUCUGAUUGAAGUUCUACGCAGAUUUAUAUUUUGGCUUGAACCGUAAAUUCCUUUCAUGUUCUACUUGUAAACCUCCGAGUGUAUUUCUUCCAUGUAAAAAAGCUCCUAAUAAAAAAUAUCUGCCGGUCGGAGUCGGUUUG